GUGUGUUUAGGGUGGGACUGAAGGAGGCAGCGACUUUCACCCCUCCAACAUCACACACACACACACAAACACACUGACAGCAGCGCGCGACUGGAGAUUAUGUGCGCGUGAGCCGAGCAAAGUUUCCGAAGCCUUUCAUCUGUUGGAUUACAGGAAGACAUACGGAGGCUAAAAACAUUUGAGCAGAUUUACACCAUGGAGCUCAAGAUGAGUAAAUCGACUCUCACUGCUGUCUUUAUCGCAUUUCUGCUGACUUCCAGUGGAGCAAAGCCAAAUGGAAAGAACAAAAAGCAUAAACAAGUCGUUCCAGCAAUUGAGUGUGAGAUGCGGUCUGGGAAGAUCAAUCUCCCAGAGUUUAUCGUGAAGUGUCCGGCUAACUGCAGGGAGAGCAAGGAGAAGGUCUACGGGACGGGUGUGUUUGCCUCAAUAUCCAGUAUCUGCAAUGCUGCUAUUCACAGUGGAGUCAUCAGUAACUCUGGAGGAAAGGUAAUAGUGACGAAGAGUGCCGGACAGCCCAUCUACAAGGGCAGCUUUGCCAACGGCAUCCGAUCCCUGUCCUUACCCAACUGGAGGGAAUCCUUCUCUGUCUCGGUGGGUAAACCAAAGAAGGGAGUGAUGUAUCCAUCCACUCUGACCUUUGUACACUCAAGACCCACCAUAGUGAAAACAAGUGAAUCCAAAGACCUGCCGUACUUCCCAGUGUCACCAGUGACUGAGGCUCCAGAGGCGGAGCCAAGCUCCACCACAGCCCCGCCCACAACCACUCCUGUGACCACGCCCACCUCCACAACUCCGCCCACAACCACAUCAGCCAAGCCACGGGCCACCGUUCAUAAAAUCCGCGAGGCGGGCAGCAGUCACCCGUAUUUCAGCGCUGUUGCACGACAAUCACACACCCAAGGAAAGGGUCCCGCGCAAGCAUUUAGAGGCAGCUCCGUCUAUGCCAAUAGGUUUUUACCACGCACCAACACAGGUGUGCACCGGCCGGAGAUGAGCUCCACCAUCCGGAGACAGCCGCACGUUCCCUCAGCUCCAGCUUUGAGUCGGGUGCAGCCGCAGUCUGAGAGAAAGCAGCACACGCCGCAGUCCAAUCCCACGUUGGUACGCCGUGAUUGGACGCACCCUGCGUACGCACGCCCUGAUUGGUUCUCUGGCACCAGACGGCCAACAGAUCAUAGCCCCUCAGUGCCGAACACAGGCCAUCACUGGAGCAGGACGACCCCUGCCGACCCCGCAGCGCUCGACCCGGCCUACCCCGAGCACCAGCACCCAUAUCACUUUGGACUCUUCUCUCCUGAGCCAGAAGACCACAAGCCUCCGCCUGAGACGGGCCACAGCAGAGAGGCGCUGGUGGAGUCAAACCCAUUCGACUCAGGAUUCUCCGCUCGAGGACACGAGUCAUCAGCCAGAGCUCCUGACCUCAGCGGCCGGACUCGCGGAGACCCAAGUUGUAAAGUGGAUAUUGCGUUCCUCAUGGAUGGCAGCUGGAGUAUUGGGAAACGGCGAUUCAAGAUUCAGAAAGACUUUCUCGUGGAGGUUUCCCAGGCUCUCAAUGUGGGCGUGGACGGAGCCAUGAUGGGCAUCAUCCAAUAUGGGGAUGAUGCGGUCACAGAAUUCAGCCUGAAACAGUACUCCAGCUCCAGCGACGUGAAGCCGGCCAUCAGCAAGAUCAACCAGAAGGGCGGCCUGUCACAUGUAGGGAAGGCCCUCUCCUACAUCAACAAGCACUUCUUCAGCGACGCCAAUGGGAACCGGGGCGGGGCGCCCAACGUGGCGGUGGUGCUGGUGGACGGCUGGCCCACGGACCGGGUGGAGGAGGCGUCGCGGCUCGCCCGAGAGUCCGGCAUCAACAUCUUCUUCGUCACCAUCGAGGGCCCAGAUGACAAUGAGAAACAGAACGUGGUGGAGCCCAACUUUGUUGACAAGGCUGUGUGCAGAACCAACGGCUUCUACUCGCUCCCGAUCGCGAGCUGGUUCGCUCUGCGUAAAGCUGUUCAGCCUCUGGUGAAGCGUGUGUGUGACACCGACCGCCUGAUGUGCAGCAAGACCUGUCUGAACGCCAACGACAUCGCCUUCGUCAUCGACGGCUCCAGCAGCGUGGGAACCGGGAACUUCCGCACCGUGCUCCAGUUCGUCGCCAACGUGACACGGGAGUUCGAGAUCUCCGACACGGACACGCGCGUAGGAAUCGUACAGUACACGUAUGAGCAGAGGCUGGAGUUCGCUUUCGGACAGCACAACAACAAAGCCGACUUGCUGAACGCCAUCAAGCGCAUCAACUACUGGAGCGGAGGAACCAGUACGGGAGCCGCCAUCACGUACGCCGCGGACCAGCUCUUCAGCAAAUCCAAACCCAACAAGCGUAAGAUCAUGAUCGUCAUCACGGACGGACGCUCCUACGAUGACGUGAGGGCCCCGGCGCUGGCGGUACAUCGGAAAGGUGUGAUCGCGUACUCCAUCGGGAUCGCCUGGGCAGCACAGGACGAGCUGGAAUACAUCGCCACUGACCCGGACAGAGAGCACUCUUUCUUUGUCGAUGAGUUCGACAACCUCUACAAGUAUGUAUCAAAAAUUAUUCACAACAUCUGCAACGAAUUCAACUCCCAACCACGUAACUGAACCAUUGAGGAAUAUCACCAGAAAUCCAAGGAGCAAGUGCAUUACCACACAGUUCCAGUACCAGUGUUACUGGCUUAGUGCUGUUAGAAGCGGGCAGCAUGUUUUGAUAGUUUGCUAUUUACACAAAAUACAGAGUGGAAAUGGUCAUUUAACAAUGGCAGUGAAUGUGUGUUCAGUGACUUUGGAUCACUGUGUGACGGACUUGAAUUGGUAUGAGAGAAAACACAUGCUUACAGUAUUUGCAUAGAUUGUUUCAUUUAAAGAUUAUUUAUAUUUUACUUGCUAAACACAAUAAUAUGAAAAAUGACAUAAUAUCUUUUUUCAAAAGAACUGUCUGCAUAAGAUAGAAGUGCCAAGCAAAGAAAAUGUUUGUUUAUUGUAAAUGAAAAAUCUUUUUAAAUGAUGUGCUAAACCAAUGGGAUUUGGCAGAUGUUCAGAAGACAGGAUUGUUAAUGCAUGCAUGAACUGACUGAUGUUACUGUAAUGUACAAGAUAUUUGUCGAGGCACAAAGGUGACCAGUAUUGGAGUAUUAUGACUGUUGUUAAAGGAAGUUACAGAAAAUACAAGAAGAAAGGCAACAUUCAGAAAGCUCUUAUCCAUUCGAACAGAUGUUCAUCAUAGACCUAAAAAGUUUUUUACUUGUCAUUUUAAAUUCAUAUAUUGUAAUUUUUGUAUUUGUAUAUAAAAAUGCUUGUAUUUUUGUUUAAGAUGACACAAUUUAUCCAAUAUUUUAAUGAAAUUUUUAAUAAAAUGAUUAUUGAAACCCA
Molecule: messenger RNA, 3387 nt
Organism: Pimephales promelas (fathead minnow)
Lineage: Eukaryota; Metazoa; Chordata; Actinopteri; Cypriniformes; Leuciscidae
Gene: vit
Product: vitrin
Biological process (GO): extracellular matrix organization; positive regulation of cell-substrate adhesion
Source: RefSeq, a predicted model, not a curated record